Harpegnathos saltator (Jerdon's jumping ant) is the source of this 1220-nucleotide messenger RNA. RefSeq lists its product as uncharacterized. The transcript is spliced from 4 exons. Bases 293 to 760 code for a protein of 155 amino acids. NCBI's taxonomy places the organism in Eukaryota, Metazoa, Arthropoda, Insecta, Hymenoptera, Formicidae. The record is from RefSeq and is a predicted model, not a curated record.
AUAAUAUUUAUUGUAAUUAAAAAUGAAUAUUUAAUUCAUAGAAUAUGUUAUUAUUAGGAUAGUCGAUAGUGAUAAUAGGAUAUUUUGCAUGUGCAACAUAGUUGAAUACACGAAUCUACGAAUCUUUGGGAUAACUGUUCCAUAACUUCUGAAUAAAGGCUCAAGCUUUAAUGUAUAGGACUUAACCUAAAUUUUAAACUCAAACUAUGAAUUGUAAGUCGUUGGGAACAAUUAAUUGAAUUGAUUUAGUUGGCAAGCAGUAUGAAAAUACAAUUGCCGAGUUUUGUGGAUCAUGGGAGACAAAGAGCAUCAUGUACAUUUUAGUGGCGGGAGUGGACUUGGAAAGGAUAACAACAUUAUGAUACAACCACAACGACAUGGCCAAAUAGAUGCCCAUUUAGGAUUUCUGCAACUGCAUCACAGAUAUCAUAUCGAGUUUUCAGUGCCAUGGAAUACAUGUAUUCAUCUGGGAGGAGAAACCGUGGCACCAGCAAUAAUUGCAGGGAAUCAAAAUUCAAAUUGCCACAUUAUUGAUUUUGCACAAGAUAAAGAUGGCUUAAAAUUAAAGGUGGAACUAUUGGCUUACAAAGAGAAAAUAUUAAAGGAAAAUAUUGAAGUAAUGUGUUGCCAAUCUGGUACACCUUUAAAGAUUGUGUUAAAUGCACGUGUUUUGGCAAAGGAUAAGGGUACACCAUUGUUGAGAAAUGGCAUACGUAGCAUUGCCAUAGAAGGAGUGGACCAAGACGAAGUCUCUGAAUAGAUAUGCUUAUUGAUUUAUCUCUUGAUAUAUUCGAAUGUUGAACUACUGAACAUGCUAAGGAGAAUCGUGAAGUCAAUGAUGGAAAAGUUAAACGAUGCACUAGCAUCGUCAAAGCAUUCCAGAAUAAAGCAAACAGAGCAAAGCUUAAAUGGUCAACGGAUUGGAUCGCUGCGAAAGACAAUUUGCUUACUGUUUGUGGUCUUAAGACUAUAUCGCACACGAGAUGCCUAAAAGUGCACACCACUUAUCGUUUGUUGAUUAUGUACAUGCAGAUUAUAAUGAGCGACUAAUAUUUUGUUAUCUUUUUAUAUCGAUUAUCAAUUUUCAACGAAGCUUCGCUUUCGCUAGAUGAACACAUUUAUAAACAAGGUACUUGUUUAAGUAAAACAUUUCUUAAUUGUUCAUCGAAGAAUCAAAAGAUGAGUCGAUCAUUCGAAUAAUAAACUAAAUGAUAAAAUCU